Messenger RNA from Cavia porcellus (domestic guinea pig), 6424 nucleotides. It is a transcript of the gene Gucy2d, whose product is annotated as guanylate cyclase 2D, retinal. Bases 127 to 3444 code for a protein of 1105 amino acids. The record is from RefSeq and is a predicted model, not a curated record. Gene Ontology annotation, biological process: protein phosphorylation; receptor guanylyl cyclase signaling pathway; cGMP biosynthetic process. Gene Ontology annotation, cellular component: plasma membrane. NCBI's taxonomy places the organism in Eukaryota, Metazoa, Chordata, Mammalia, Rodentia, Caviidae. Gene Ontology annotation, molecular function: guanylate cyclase activity; protein kinase activity; peptide receptor activity. The transcript is spliced from 20 exons.
AAGGGCUCUGGCCUGCUGCUCCCACACCCCCGCCCUGGGCUAGGUUGGCAGGAAGACAGAAGGGGAUCCAUCCUGUGACCCCUCAUCCGGGCCUUAGGCCCGGGCCCUAGACUUCCCGAGCCGGCGAUGACCGCGUGCGCCCUCCACGCGGGUGGGCUUCCCGAUGCCCAGGGCUGGGCCCUUGCGCAGUGCGCGCGCCCUGCACCCGGCCUCCAGCGGGCCCAGCCGUGGCCAGGGCUGCUCCGCUUCCUACUCCUGCUGCUCUUCCCUCCACCCGCUGCCUUCUCUGCCGUGUUCAAAGUGGGGGUGCUGGGCCCUUGGACUUGCGACCCCAUCUUCGCCCGGGCGCACGCGGGCCUGGCUGCGCGGCUGGCCGCCGCCCGCCUCAACGGUGACCUUGCCCAGCAAGGUGGCCCGCGCUUUGAGGUCGCGCUGCUGCAGGAACCCUGCCGGACGCCGGGGUCGCUGGGCGCCGUGUCCUCUGCACUGUCCCGCGUCUCUGGCCUCGUGGGCCCCGUGAACCCUGCGGCCUGCCGGCCAGCUGAGCUGCUGGCUCAAGAGGCUGGGGUCACGCUGCUGCCCUGGGGCUGCCCCGGGGCGCGAUCGGCGGGCACCACAGCCCCGGCCACCACCCCGGCCGCGGAGGCGCUCUACAUCCUCCUCCGAAGCUUCCGCUGGGCGCGCGUGGCCCUGGUCACCGGCCCCCAGGACCUGUGGGUGGAGGCCGGCCAGGCUCUGUCCACUGCGCUCAGGGCCCGGGGACUGCCAGUGGCUCUGGUGACCUCCAUGGAGUCCUCGGAUCUGCCCGGAGCCCGGGAGGCCCUGAGGAGAGUCCUGGACGGGCCUAGCGUCAGAGCCGUGAUCAUGGUGAUGCAUUCGGUGUUGCUGGGCGGCGAGGAGCAGCGCUGCCUGCUGGAGGCCGCGGAGGAGCUGGGCCUGGCCGACGGCUCCCUGGUCUUCCUGCCCUUCGACACCCUCCACUAUGCCUUGUCCCCGGGCCCAGGGGUCUUGUCUGCGAUUGCCAACAGCUCCCGGCUUCGCAGGGCCCACGACGCUGUGCUCACCCUCACGCGCCACUGUCCUCCGGGAGGCAGCGUGCUGGAGAGCCUGCUCAGGGCCCAGGAGCACCAGGAGCUGCCCUCCGACCUCAACCUGCAGCAGGUCUCCCCGCUCUUCGGCACCAUCUAUGACUCGAUCAUCCUGUUGGCUGGGGGUGUGGUGGGAGCCCAGGCCGCCUCUGGUGGCAGCUGGGUGUCCGGAGUUUCGGUGGCUCGCCACGUCCAGGAUGCCCAAGUCCCUGGAUUCUGUGGGGCCCUGGGAGGAACCGAGGAGCCCUCUUUUGUGCUGCUGGACACUGACGCCACUGGAGACCGACUGUCUGUCACUCAUAUGCUGGACCCUUCCCGGGGCCACCUGAGCUCUGCAGGGAGUCCAGUGCACUUCCCACGAGGUGGCCAGGGGCCCGGGCCAGAUCCCUGGUGCUGGUUUGAUCCAAAUGAUAUCUGCAAUGGAGGACUGGAGCCUGGCCUGGUCUUUGUUGGCUUCCUCCUGGUGGUAGCGUUGGGGCUCAAGGGUGCCUUCCUGGCCCACUACAUGAGGCACCGGCUCCUUCACAACCAAAUGGUCUCCGGCCCCAACAAGAUCAUCCUGACUGUGGAGGACAUCACCUUCCUCCAGCCACAAGGGGGCAGCUCUCGGAAGGUGGCCCAGGGGAGUCGCCUGAGCCUGGCUGUGCCCAGUGUGUCAGACAUUCGCAGCCAAACCCAGGAAAGCUCCAACAUGGGCCUUUAUGAGGGAGACUGGGUUUGGUUGAAGAAAUUCCCAGGGCAUCACCACACAGCCAUCCGCCCAGCAACCAAGACAGCCUUCUCCAAGCUCCGGGAGCUCCGGCACGAGAACGUGGCCCUUUACCUGGGGCUGUUCCUGGCGGGGACAGCAGACAGCCCGGCUGGCCCCGGGGAGCGCAUGCUGGCCGUGGUCUCGGAGCACUGCGCGCGUGGCUCCCUCCAGGACCUCCUCGCCCAGAGAGACAUAAAGCUGGACUGGAUGUUCAAGUCCUCCCUCCUGCUGGACCUCAUCAAAGGAAUGAGGUAUCUGCACCAUCGCGGCGUGGCCCACGGGCGGCUUAAAUCACGCAACUGCGUGGUGGACGGGAGGUUCGUGCUCAAGGUCACCGACCACGGCCACGGGCGACUGCUGGAAGCCCAGAGGGUGCUACCGGAGCCCCCCAACGCGGAGGAUCAGCUAUGGACAGCCCCCGAGCUGCUGCGGGAUCCGGCCCUGGAGCGCAAGGGGUCUCUAGCUGGCGACGUUUUUAGCCUGGGCAUCAUUAUGCAGGAGGUCGUGUGCCGCAGCAUGCCCUACGCCAUGCUGGAGCUGACCCCCGAGGAGGUGAUACAGAGGGUGCAGAGCCCCCCUCCGCUGUGCCGGCCUGUGGUGUCCAUGGACCAGGCACCCGUGGAGUGCAUCAAGCUGAUGACACAGUGCUGGGCAGAGCAGCCGGAACUUCGGCCCUCCAUGGAUCACACCUUUGACCUGUUCAAGAGCAUCAACAAGGGCCGCAAGAUGAACAUCAUCGACUCCAUGCUUCGAAUGCUGGAGCAGUACUCCAGCAACCUGGAGGACCUGAUCCGGGAGCGCACAGAAGAGCUGGAGCAGGAGAAACAGAAGACAGACAGGCUGCUCACACAGAUGCUGCCUCCAUCUGUGGCCGAGGCCCUGAAGAUGGGAAUACCGGUGGAGCCAGAGUACUUCGAAGAGGUGACACUGUACUUCAGUGACAUUGUGGGUUUCACCACCAUCUCAGCCAUGAGUGAGCCCAUUGAGGUGGUGGACCUGCUCAACGACCUCUACACCCUUUUUGAUGCCAUCAUUGGUUCCCAUGAUGUCUACAAGGUGGAGACAAUCGGGGAUGCCUAUAUGGUGGCCUCGGGGCUGCCCCAGAGGAACGGGCAGCGGCAUGCUGCAGAGAUUGCCAACAUGUCUCUGGACAUCCUCAGUGCCGUAGGCUCUUUCCGCAUGCGCCAUAUGCCAGAGGUGCCCGUGCGCAUUCGCAUCGGCCUGCACUCAGGCCCGUGCGUGGCCGGCGUGGUGGGCCUCACCAUGCCCCGAUACUGCCUGUUUGGGGACACAGUCAACACUGCCUCGCGCAUGGAGUCCACUGGGCUGCCUUACCGCAUUCAUGUGAACAUGAGCACCGUGCGGAUCCUCCGCGCUCUGGAUCAGGGCUUCCAGAUGGAGCUGCGCGGCCGCACCGAGCUGAAGGGCAAGGGCGCUGAGGACACCUUCUGGCUGGUGGGCAGACUCGGCUUUAACAAGCCCCUCCCCAAACCGCCUGACCUGCAGCCCGGGGCCAGCAACCACGGCAUCAGCCUGCAGGAGAUCCCCCCAGACCGGCGUCGCAAGCUGGAGAAAGCCAGGCCGGGCCAGUUCUCAGGGAAGUGAGGCCCAGCUGGGGACAGGGUUUUUCCGGAAGGCCUUUUUCCUGAAAGUUGCUGCUAUAAGUGAUUGAAAGUUGGGCUAAUUCCAGUGACAUCUGUCCAGCUCUGCCUCCAAGGAUUCUGAGCCUUUACAAGAACUGGCUGCAAACCAGCUGAGUGGCCUUGGGAAGGUCUCACUGGAUCUCAGGGCUUUGGUUCCUUUCAACAGUGGAAUGACAAGGACCUAAGUGGUUUUCACUGGCCCUGUGGCCCGGCACUGACCGCCGGGCUUCAGAAUGUCUGGCCAUGGAACUUGGACACUGUGGCGUACUUGGUGACUAUAGGGUCCCAGGCUUAAAGAGCCUGAGUGCACAAGGGGGUGUUGGGGUGGGGGAUGCUCACUUUCCAGGGUCUCUCAGGGACCCACGAAGGAAGGCCUGGGAUUGCCACCCCAGGGGAGGUGGAGGCCUUGGGUUUCACUGAAGCAGGGGUGGUCACGUGGCCAGGCGAGGCCGGGCUUCUGUUAGGCCUAAAGACUCCAUUGCCUGCUGGUCAGCAACUGGCUGCUUCUCCAGUGGACAAAACCAAGUCAGUGGCUGAUGCACAGAGAAAAGCUUCUUUUGAGGCUUUGGGGGAAGGAAAUUAAACUGCACCGAACUUUACUAACCAGGACAGUGGAAGCCUAGGAGUAUUCUCUGUUUAACUGACCGCUGCUGAGCAGACAGUUGGACAGAAAGUCCCCUCUGCUUAGCUCUUCGCAGUAACAUUCAGUUCUAGCAAGUCCCCCCACUUGCGCAGUUUCCUUUGUGAAUCUCCAGUGUGCUGGAGCCCGGGCUUUGGCGCGUUGGAUUCUUAUUGUCCUCUGCCACUGCCACCCUGGACGAAGUUAGCAGUAACUGCAGCAUUCUGUAGGUAGUGAGUGUCCAGUCCCUGAAGGUCAGCAAAUAGACCUGGAGGCAUUACUGACACGCAACCACGGGGGGAAUUCCUGGGAAUCACGGGGAAGGAUGAAGUAAGUCCUCUUACAGAAAGUGCGGCUGGUGGGGCAGCAGCAUUCUUAAGGAACUUGUUAGAAAUGCGGAAUCUCGGUCCCACCCAGACCUGCUGAGCCUGUGUUGCAACAAGAUCCUUCUCCACACUGAGGCGCAUAGAACUGAAUGUAGCAUCCCUAAGUAUCAGAAUCUCGAGUUUCUUAAAAGUAACUAGACUGGCCACUAGACUUGUUUUGUUCGGCUUAUGGGGUGCUUUUGUUUUGAGCUAAUGCUUAAAAUUAAUUCUAAAUCAGUAUAUUUUAAAAAUUUUACAGUCCUCUCUCAUCCACAGGGGCCUGGUUCCAGGACUCCUGUGGAUGUCAAAAUCCUCAGAUGCUCGAGUCUCAUGUAUGAAAUGCGAUGGAGCCUGUGCACUUCUCCUGUGCUCUUUUAGACGUCUCUAGGAUACUUAUAUCCCUGACACAGUGUAAAUGUCGUGUAAAUACUUGCUGUUGUUUAGAGAACGUGAACGGAAGAAACGUGCACACAUCUUAAGAACAGAUUCAGUGCAACCCCUGUAGGCUUAACUUCACAAGCCACAGUUGGCCGAAGCUGUGGGCACAGCACCAGAGGACUGUGCCGCACUCCUGUGGGGUCCGCGUUACCCCUCAGCCACGUGCAGGGGCUGAUUGCUUCUCUCCGGGGCACACUUCAGUUUUGAGGUCCCCCCACUCCAACGCACUGAGGUUUUCUAGACACCCCACAUCUGGCAGCUACAUACCAGGAUUUUUUGGUUUUUGCUCCUGGAAAUUGGGUUCUUUUCUCCCCUGAUAAUUUGAUUAACGACUUCUUUCCCAAAAUAAGGAAAGGAUUCAGAAGCAAUAGCAAAUCCAGCCCUUAAAAGUUCUGGUUACCUAAGGUGGUGCCGUCAUAGUGAGUCAUUUAGUGUAGUUCUUAAAAGUAUUUUGAAUUAUAUUCACAGGUGGUAAAUUAAAGAUGAAAACAAAAAAAGAAAAGCCUAAAUUGUACAUGAACCCAAAUUUUCAAAAAUGAUUUACAUUGUUAAACGGCUAUAAGAGUUUCUCUGUACUUAGGUCCUAAGGAUUGAAGGGUCAUUUUGGCUGUGGUGGUCUUGGACCUGGCGAUGUGGUAGUAGCUCUCAGGAUCCUACCUUUGUCUCCCUACUGUUCUCCUCUUCCCUCUUCAAGCCUGGGGCUAGAAGGGUUAGUGGUAGCUCCAGGAGCCCCCUGAAGAGGAGGAGGAGGAUCGAGGGCCUAAGUCUGGCUUGGGGUCAGGGGAGCGGGCAGGAAAGGCAGGUCCUCCCCACCGCUGGCCCUGCCUCACUCCCUGGCCAGCUGCUUGUGAUCUGAUAACCAGCUGGGAUGGGGUGGCUGAUGGGACCCCUUCUGUCUCUGUCUGUCUGUCUGUCUCUCUGUCUCUGUCUCCUUGGGGUGCCCCCUUUUUGCCCAGCAGCUUCUCCCUAUCUUUCUCUUCGAUUUUUGAUAUUUCUGGGCCCCUUUUUCCCUAGGCCCAGUGCAUUACCAUCCUUAGAGCCCUGAGCCCAGUUUUCUGCCUCCCCAGCCCCCUGUCGCUCCUGCAGGAGGGGAUCUCCCUUAGUCACUGGCACUCCCCACCCUCAGCUGUGUUUACACUACCUCGGCCAGCUGGCCUGUGCCCUUGGUUGGCACGGCGUCUCUUCGGGAUGGCUCUGUGGCUGGAACUAGCAGUGGCCAAAGCAGGGACUUGCGUAGGUGUUGCUUCAGUCUCCCAGCCCGGCCCGGGCCCCCCAGCUUCUCUGCUUUGUGUUGCUCCUUGGGGUCUGGGCCUCGAUCCCCGGCCGUGUCUGCAGUGGACUGCAGACAGCGCUCUCUGAGGAGGUGAGCUGAGCUGCUCCUCGGUGGGGAUUUGUGACACUGUACCGUGGGGCUGUGUUCACUGGGAUGCUGUGGACCUCAUGGUGCAGACCCCAGGAUGCGUGCGGUAGUUUGGGCUGGGAUGGUGAGAGCCGAAAUAAAGCUGUGCUUUCUUUCACGG